GGAGCGCGCACGACGAUCCCGGAAGUGGAGGACUACGGUCGCGGUCUAGUGAGGCGGCGGGUCGGGGCCGCUCGGGAAGGAAAAGGGUUCGCGGGGCUGCGGUGGCGGCUGCCACCCCCUAGCCCGUUCGGCGGCCAUGACGAACUUCAUCUCGGUGCAGCUGAAGAAGGCGUCGGAGGUGGACUUGGCCAAGCCGCUGUGCAAGUUCAUCCAGCAGAGCUACCCGGGCGGCGACGCGCAGGCCGAGCACUGCCGCGCCGCCGAGGAGCUCAGCAAGCUCCGCAAGAGCGCGCUCGGCCGCCCGCUCGACAAGCACGAGAGCGCGCUCGAGACCCUCCUCAGAUACUAUGAUCAACUGUGUUCAAUUGAACCAAAGUUUCCAUUCUCUGAAAAUCAGGUCUGUGUAACAUUUACAUGGAAAGAUGCUUUUGACAAAGGAUCACUUUUUGGAGGAUCUGCCAAAUUGGCUCUGGCAAGUCUGGGGUAUGAGAAGACCUGUGUUUUGUUCAACUGUGGAGCACUGGCAAGCCAGAUUGCAGCAGAACAGAAUCUGGAUAAUGAUGAAGGACUGAAAGCUGCAGCUAAGCACUAUCAGUUUGCGAGUGGUGCUUUCCAACACAUCAAAGACACAGUUUUGUCAGCCUUGAGUCGAGAACCUACGGUGGACAUCUCUCCAGAUACAGUUGGAACUCUCAGUCUUAUUAUGUUGGCUCAAGCCCAAGAAGUCUUUUUUUUGAAAGCUACAAGAGAUAAAAUGAAAGAUGGUAUCAUAGCUAAACUAGCUAAUCAAGCUGCAGAUUACUAUGGUGAUGCUUACAAACAGUGUCAAUAUAAAGAUACUUUGCCCAAGUAUUUUUAUUUCCAGGAGGUGUUUCCUGUUCUGGCUGCAAAGCACUGCAUUAUGCAGGCCAAUGCAGAAUAUCAUCAAUCUAUCCUGGCAAAACAGCAGAAGAAAUUUGGCGAAGAAAUUGGGAGGCUACAGCAUGCAGCAGACUUGGUGAAGACAGUGGCAUCUCGUUAUGAUGAAUAUAUAAAUGUUAAAGAUCUGGUUGACAAGAUCAACCGUGCACUUACAGCUGCCAAAAAAGACAAUGACUUCAUUUACCAUGACCGGGUUCCUGACCUGAAAGAUUUGGAGUCCAUUGGAAAAGCCACUCUUGUGAAGUCUACUCCAGUUGUUGUUCCCCUCAGUCAGAAAUUCACGGACCUGUUUGAGAAGAUGGUUCCCUUGCAAGUUCAGCAAUCUGUGAGUGUGUAUAACCAGAGAAAGGCAGAUCUUGUGAACAGGUUAAUAGCCCAGAUGAGAGAAGCCACAAAUCUGGCAAAUGGUGUGUUGGCUUCCCUCAAUCUUCCUGCUGCUAUUGAAGAUGUGUCUGGUGAUACUGUUCCUCAGUCUAUUUUGAACAAGUCUAAGUCCGUGAUUGAACAGGGAGGAAUUCAGACCAUUGAUCAGCUGAUCAAAGAUCUGCCUGAACUGCUACAAAGGAACAAAGAAAUUUUAGAUGAAUCACUAAGAUUAUUAGAUGAAGAAGAAACUACAGACAAUGACUUGCGAACAAAGUUCAAAGAACGCUGGCAGAGAACACCAUCCAGUGAACUCUAUAAGCCUUUAAGGGCAGAGGGAGCCAAUUACCAUAAUAUUUUGAAUAAAGCUGUGCAAGCAGAUGGCCAAGUCAAAGAGCGCUAUCAGUCUCACCGGGAUACAAUUGCGCUUCUGUGUAAGCCGGAGUCAGAACUCAACGCAGCUAUUCCUUCAGCCAACCCAGCAAAAACAUUACAAGGAAGUGAGGUUGUUAAUGUCCUAAGAACAUUGCUGGCCAACCUGGAUGAAGUUAAGAAGGAGAGAGAACAACUGGAAAAUGACCUGAAAUCUGUAAAUUUUGACAUGACAAGCAAAUUCUUGACUGCACUUGCGCAGGAUGGUGCUAUAAAUGAGGAGGCUAUCUCUGUGACUGAGUUGGACAGAAUUUAUGGAAGUUACACACAGAAAGUGCAAGAGUCCUUGAAAAAGCAGGAAGAACUUCUCAAGAACAUUCAGAAUGCACAUCAGGAUUUUUCAAAGAUGAAACAAUCAAGCAAUGAAUCUAAUUUAAGAGAAGAAGUUUUGAAGAACUUAGCGGUAGCAAAUGACAACUUUGUGGAACUCGUAGCCAAUUUAAAAGAAGGCACAAAGUUUUACAAUGAGCUGACAGAAAUCCUGCUGAAAUUCCAAAACAAAUGCAGUGACAUUGUCUUUGCUCGCAAGACUGAAAGAGAUGAACUGCUCAAAGAUUUGCAGCAAAGCAUUGCUAAAGAACCCAGUGCUCCCUCUAUUCCUCUGCCUACAUAUCAGACCACAUCAGCUGGAGGAACUAAGCCUGCUGCAUCGUCGACUCCUACUCCAGCACCCAGAACCAUGGUGGGGACUAAACCACAGCCACCAGCACGGCCACCACCACCGGUGAUUUCUGCAGCAAGUAGUUCCUCUUCUGCAUCUGCACCCACAGGAACAGCUACAGCUCCUGCUGUGGCUCCUGCUGCAGCUCCUGCUGCAGCUCCUGCUCCAGGAGCCAGUGCACCUGCAGCAAGCACUGCACCUUCACAGGCACAGGGACCUCCUUACCCAACUUAUCCAGCUUACCCAGGGUAUUGCCAGAUGCCAAUGCCAAUGGGCUAUAAUCCAUACAUGUAUGGUCAGUAUAAUCUGCCAUAUGCACCCUCACCUGUGUAUCAAAACCCUGGACAAGCACCAUAUCUGCCACCUCAACAACCCGGAUACCCUUUUCCUCAACAGCCUUAUUACUCUCAGCAAUAAUGUGUCUGCAGAGAAGUUCUGCUUGCAAAAAUUUGGGAGAAAUUGGCAAUAAGCAUACUAAAACUUCUAGCUUCAGUUAAUGUACCAUACUGAACUGUAUGCAGUCUGUAACUCCUGUUUCUGUUAACUGCUCAAAAAUGUCUAGAUCAGGUUUUGAUUACACUAAACACUUUGAAAGGCCUGCUGCAGUGGUCUAGACUGUAGACUAAUGCCAGAGUUAGAGCCUAAUUGAGUGGUCUGAAACUGUACACUACAUGUUGUCUAGACCAAAAUAUUUCCUUGCAAAAAUCCUAUGAGUAACAAAUGGGUUCACAUGAGAAAAAAUGAAGCAGUGCGUGCACUGGGUGUGAUAUAUUCUAUGGAACCAUAUAGCUUUUCCUUCUAUACUCUGUUGGUUUGUAUUUUGGGGGGUUUAGUUAAAAUAUGCUAUUUUGUCUAAUAAUCAAGGCUUUCUAAAUCAUAAUUUACUUUUGGAUCCACCUUCUCAAGGGAUUAAUAACCUUGCACUACAUUUUGCAUUAGGUAGUGAAGAAUGCAAGUUUGUGGUUAAUGGCUUCUACCAAAUAUUUACUAACCGUCUUUCAGUUUUUGGGUUUUUUUUUUUUUUUUCAAAUGCACUUGUCUAGUGAGGGACUCAGCGUUCCUUUAGCCCUUGACAUGAGUUACUUGGUUCAGUGAGACAGUUAAUUUCCUGAGUCCUUUCAUACAAGGUGUUCUGGCUUUACAGAAUAGCUAUCACAAUACCUAUGUUUAAUGUUACUGCUUUGUUUUUCUAUUUAAGUGCCUGAUUAAAAUAUUGAGGUAUAUUUUAAUGUAGGGGUUUAGAGGGUGCCGGUUACUGUAGCAUUUGAGUGGAAACUUCACUGGAUCUUGAAUACUCUUCCUCAUAAAGAAAGCAGCAUGUGUAUCCAUGUGAGCUCCUUUCUCUCUGUCUCAAGUUCUUCUUGCUGUGUGAUCACUGAUUACUUUGUGAAGACUCCUUGUCUUUAAUGCUCCCUGACCCCAUUAGAAAAUGCAGAUCAAAAGGUAAAAAUAAGCAUCUCUCCUAGGACAGGAGUACCUAAUUCUAAGCAAAUUUAUUAACGUUGUAGAAGCUAUGUUAUGUGGGGGAACAGGAUGAAGUAGGGGAAUACAGCACCAUAGGUACAACCAUGUGCAAGGACAAGUGCUUUCCAUUUCUUUAUAAACAUUGCUGAAUGGGGUGGCACAGGAACCUCUGCAAUUUUUUCCCCCUGAUAAUAAUAUUAAAGAGGCAAGUGAAGACAAUGAGAAAAAGCUAGGAAGGUGGUAACUGUUUGGAACCAACAGCCAGAACCUGAUUUUACUCUAACUGGAAAAACAGUAGUUUUCCACUAAUUUCACUGUGUCGAUGUGAGCAAGUGCAAGUCUAAUGCAACCUCUUAAGUUCUAAACUUCUAGUACACUAUGGCCUGUAGAUUUUUCAGUUUGCACAUUAGAUGCAUUUGAGCUAUUGUGUAAGUAAGUUUGUUUCUAGUGCCUCAAUUCACAAAACCUGUUUUAAUGCUGUGUAAAAAAAAAAAAAAAAGUAACUCAUUCAGCAUAAAGAUUCCUAGAACUGAGAAUUCCUUUUUAAAAUUUUGUAGAUCUGGGAAUCACUGUUAAAACUUUUUCCCCAGUUGUGUUACUGCUUGAUUUAGUCUGCUAUUAUUUGGAUAUGUAUAGAAAUCUAUGCAUUAUGUUCAGCUUUCACAUGACCAUUUUUCUUUUUUUUAUUCUAAAGAGAAAAGAAAAAUCCAGACACGUGUAUGUAUCUACUUCUAAGCAUGCAGCUGUCAUGACUUGGAUUGAAAUGUUACCUUGUUCUUCUCUAGUUUAUUAAAAAAAAAAUCAGUUAGAAAACCUGAUUUCAUGGCUUUUCUCUUGAGUCUUUGGCUUCAGACAAGUGUUACCUUGGAAAGGAUGGAAAUAAGUUGUGGGCCCUCAAGUAAGUUUGUGCUGUGGUGAAGGCACUCAGUCUAUCAGCUACAGCAUGAAACGGUAGCCUGUGUAUGCGCAGGUGCUUUACGGUGCAGCUGCUGCUCUGUGAUUACAACUGUGCUUAAAUCCUGGUAGUUGUGUUCAUUUCCAAAACUGAUGGAGGGUGUUUCCCUUCGAUUACAUGAGGAGAAAAUGGUAAGGUCCUUCUGCCUUCAGAAACUUUGAUUCAAAGUUUGUUUUCGUGAGCUCAUGUUAGGCUGGAUUUCCUAUGACUCACAGCAGCACGGGUAUUCUGGGCAAGGCCAUUAAAGGCUUGUAAGGGCAGUUAACUUUUCCCAGUAGAUAAAUGGCUCCCAUUCUUCUUUAGAAAAAGACUGUGUGUAAUACCAUGCUUAUUGCAAUUGCUGUGUGGAGACAAAAGUUUACAAUCGUGUCCUUUCAGAGACUUUGAAGUCAAGCAUUUAUUUUGUCUUGCCUAAAAGCUUUCAGUGCAUUUAACGAGAAAAGCAGGUCUUAUGAAGCAAACUAAUUACGGAUCGUCGGUGAAAUACCAAACUAUUGCAGAGCUAGUCAGUGUUUCCUCAGUUUUUCUUUUUAAUGUGGUUUCAGCGCAUAUGAAAGUGUCUGGUUUCCUGACCACUAAUUUGAUAUUGUCAGCUAAUGAUGGUUCUUACCGUUGUCCUGAAUACGAUGUAGGAUUGCUUUGAUUUGCUUUUACAGCCAAUUUGUGGGAUCUAGUUUGAAUUACACCGAAUGUAAUUUCAAAGUACCUUGAGGCGGUAUUUGGACCUUGAUGUUCUGAAACAAUGUCACCCUUACCAGGUGGCUGAAAAUGGCAAGAAAAUUCUUCAGAAAGCAAAUUUUUUUUCUCUGAGUUACCUGAGAUGUACUUGUUUGUUACUGAAAGUGUUCGGUUCUGAAGUGACUUGCAGCUCAGAACCUGUUUUCUGGCACGUAUUUAUCCUGACAGACCAUUAAAAUAAACUAAGCUGAGUGAUUGUGUUUUUAAGUUUUGGUUGUAUGCGACUGGAUGAAGCUACCUACCUGAAUUUUCAAGACUUUGCUAUGUUUAGUUUAAAAUAAACUAUUUUGAAAGCUCUA
Messenger RNA from Phalacrocorax carbo (great cormorant), 5833 nucleotides. The record is from RefSeq and is a predicted model, not a curated record. NCBI's taxonomy places the organism in Eukaryota, Metazoa, Chordata, Aves, Suliformes, Phalacrocoracidae.